CUGGUUAUCAUCUGUAGCUGGCGAUUCUGCUGCUCUCCUACCGAAUCUCGUCGAAGAUGAAGCACGCAUAUCUGUUGAUUUUGCUGGUGGCUCUUGUCGUGAGCCGUGGGGCGGAAGGAGGCUGGAUAAGAUGGAAACGGGUCUGGAAUGGGGUGAAGAGAGCAGCCACGAUUUACAGCACUAUCAAGACAGUAGUCUCAGUAGCUGCAGUCCUCGGUCGAAAACGAGAGUUUGACAAGAACCUGGACGGCCUUGUGGACGAGUCUGAACUAGAAGACGUGUUCACCACGAGAGAGGCUCGGACAGUCCUGGAUAUGGCUGAUCUGGAUGGAAACGCCAGGUCACUAUGGAUGAAUUUCGACAGGUGAUGACAGAAUUGAGCGACAUGCAUAAUCGAGAAUAGGUAAGAGCAGAUCUUUCUUUGAUGAGGAACCAUCUACAAAUAAAACUGUUUUAAAA
This is a messenger RNA of Gigantopelta aegis, 459 nucleotides long. RefSeq lists its product as uncharacterized. The record is from RefSeq and is a predicted model, not a curated record. Bases 57 to 368 code for a protein of 103 amino acids. The transcript has 5 exons. NCBI's taxonomy places the organism in Eukaryota, Metazoa, Mollusca, Gastropoda, Neomphalida, Peltospiridae.